This is a messenger RNA of Cuscuta campestris, 1886 nucleotides long. NCBI's taxonomy places the organism in Eukaryota, Viridiplantae, Streptophyta, Magnoliopsida, Solanales, Convolvulaceae. The record is from the annotation of a GenBank genome assembly.
AUUCUAGAGAGAGAAAAUAUUAGGGUUGUCGUUCUCUUGCCGUUCCGUGCCGCCGUUCGCUGCUCUCUGACCGUCUCUUCGGCGGCACACUCGAGGUCAGUCCCUCUGUUCUGCUCAUUCCAUGUCUGUCGAGUCUUCCACUCUUCGUUCGUCUGAAGCCGAGCACGGGCUCGUGCUCGGCAGUCAGGGUUCCGUACCCCAGGGCGGCCAAGCGGAGCAGCCAGGUUCCCCAUCCAUUGAGGAAAUCGCGGCCGUAGAGGUGCCCGGGGAAACUGAGCCCCUCCUUCAGAAGCGCACAUUGCUCGUGGACUCGCUCAUCCGCGAGUGCAAGUGCGACUUGUCGAGUGACGAGUUCCUCAAAGCGGUGCGCUACGCCGGCCCCCUCGUGACCGUUCGUCGCCCUACCCCGGAGGAGUCGGUCUUCGACGCUCCUCCGGGCUACUUUGCCAUCCAUCUCAAGUCCCUUGAGAGCGGCUUCCGCUUCCCCCUUGAAUCUUUGGUCAUCGACUUCUUCAAGUACUUUGACUUCCUCCCGUGCCAACUGGUGCCGAACUUGCACCGGUACUUAGCGGGGUUCUUGAUCCGCUGCCAGGAGGUGGGCGUGCGGGCCGACCUUGAGCGCCUAUUGACCCUGUUCCGAGUGGCGAAGUCUUCCGGGUCGGAUGGGGGUUCUUUUGCCGCCCUUUGCCAGCAGCAGGAGAGACUUUUUAAAACCAAGAAGGAAUCCAACAGGACUUGGAAGUCCAAGUUUGUCUUCGUCUCCGUAGGGUCAGCCUCCCCCUUCCGAGACACUCCCCUAAGCUCUUUUCGUAGGCGAUCCAAACUCUUUGCCUCUUCCAAGGCUACUGCUGAUACGGACAAGUUGUGUUCGGGUGGCCCUUACGAGCCCGGGGUCUUAGUGAAUGACGAGGCUCUCUCCAAGUUUGGGGUCGUCUUCCAUGACGAGGACGAGCCCAAGCGUCGGGUUGUCCAAAGUCAGCUUGAAGAAGGACCCUCAGGUGAAAUCAUGAUCUCCGCGGCCGAUAGGAAGAAGCUGUUCAAGUCCAAGCCCCGAUCGGAGUCCGGCCAAGAACGGGGCUUUGUUGAGCGGAGCGAGGUCCCCACCCUCGCGCUCGAGCUUCAUCCCUCCGCCAGACCGAAUGGAGAUAAGUUCGGCCGCCACGGAGGACCUGUCUCCACUCUCUUGCUCGAGUUGGGCUCGGCGGCCAUGCGCGCCCCAGAGCUGGUGGAGCGCUUCGAGUGGUAUGUGGCGGAGAAGGCCAAAGGCGAAGAGGAGCUUCGGAGGCUGCAGGAGCGCGUGGCUGGCCUCGAGGGGAAGCUCACCGAUGCGGAGGAGCGGGCUCGAGUUGCGGGGCAGGCCCGCAUUGCUGCUGAGGAGAAGGCGCGCCGUCUUGGCGAGGAAGCCGAGCAUGUAAUUGAGGCCUUUCAGACCUCCCCCGCGUUCGAGGAGGCGGCUCUCUCCCGCAUGGACGAUCUCUUGAAGGUCUGGGCUCAAACUCCCGCCGGCCAGCGUCUCCUUUUCAAGGAGGGGCAAGCCAAUUACUCCAUGGGAUUGCACCGGGCUCAAGAGGUUUUGCUGGAGCGGAUCCGAGAUGGGAAGGAGCUCCCGAAGCCAUGCGAGAACUCUGAGGAGUUUGACUCAUCCAUCUACUACUCCGAAGGCGAGGACGCCACUAGUGGGGGCGAGGACACCGCCGGUAACUGAGCGCGGCUGUCCCACCGAUGAACUCCACCCUUAUUUCUUUUUUUGAUGUAAUGUUUUUGCGCUUGAACAAUGUAUUUUGCACUGUGCAACUAUUACCCUUGACUCUUCGUGGUUUGUGAUGCCUUUAUCGUUUUGCUCCGACCCUUAAUCGUAUUUCCUCGAAUAAGUUUUGGAGGCCGAA